Messenger RNA from Scylla paramamosain (green mud crab), 2449 nucleotides. RefSeq lists its product as uncharacterized. Gene Ontology annotation, cellular component: mitochondrion. Gene Ontology annotation, biological process: mitochondrial respiratory chain complex I assembly. Bases 351 to 1139 code for a protein of 262 amino acids. The record is from RefSeq and is a predicted model, not a curated record. NCBI's taxonomy places the organism in Eukaryota, Metazoa, Arthropoda, Malacostraca, Decapoda, Portunidae. The transcript is spliced from 8 exons.
UAAUUCGAAUUCCCCGUUGUGAAAGGACGUGUGCCGCGGUGUGCGGCAGAUGUAAACAAACGAGUAUCAUCCAAAGCCGGAUACACACACACGAACAGGACAUGUGUACUUGAUUUCACGGAUUGACAUCAUCCCUGACAGGGAUGCCCAGCUACUGCAGAACUUCAAUCUUUCCUUACCCUAUGACAAGGGGGUACUGUCAUGGGUGAAUGUGAGACAACUGUGCGUGUGUGGAAGAAAACCAGAAGAUAUACUAAUCUGCAUUCAUCAUCACAUUCUUGGGAAGGAAGUACACACCACUGAAGCACUUUGACACCAUCACAGAUUUUGGAUCCCACAUUGGCUACACCAUGGUUGACUCUCAGAGGCAAGGAGACAAUGAAAGGCAGUCUGCAAAUGCUGCUGUGACACAAGCAGUAGACUUAAUUAUGACCUGGAAGCCAGCAUCUGAUGUAGGUGAAGAAGUAUGUGGUAUUCUCGGAAGCAACACUCCAGGCACAACCCUAUGUCACACUCAUUACUCUGAAAUUGUGAGUAAGUGCACUUCCAAGGGCAUCUUGUCAUGUGGCUACCUAAACCUUCACAGACUAGAGUUUGCACUGAAACACUUCAUGUUUGCCUCAGCAUUUCUCAGCACUGGCUCUGCUACUUACAUCAAUGCCUAUUACCGCAAAGUUGUCAAACUGCGAAAUCAGGCAUUUAUGAGCUCCCUUCUUCCUGUGAUUAUUGCACCAUCUCUUCUUGGGGGUAUGCUCCACCAUCAGUUUGUACACCGUCCACUGAUUUUAGAAACCUUCAAGUGUCCUGUGUGUGUGGAGCUGAGGGGAGGGAUGGUACAGUUGUUCUGUGGCUUUGUCUAUCCACUAAUGUUGGCCCCAUUGGCUGCAAUGCAGUUUGCUGCCAGAUUGUUCACAUACCCUGUGCCAGAUGCCAAGAAACCUCUGUUAUUGUUGAUGGAGAUUCACAAGAUAACAAAGCCCAUUCUACCCAAGUUUUAUAUCCUAGCUGCAUUACAAUUCAUUGGAGGGAUGGCCUGGACUCACUGGGAAUUACACAAUCUCUACACUGUAUUGGGAAAGCUGGGCAAGAUGGAAGAAGCUCUCGAGGAUCAUCGUAAGAAUAAAUUGAAUCAGCAGUGAAAUGUGGUUAUGCAAACUUAUACAUAUAUAUUCUUCAUUACUGGUCUUGUAACACUCCCACUCAUUCAUCCAUCAUGUGGCAAUGUAUCGACUUUAUAUUUAAAAAAAUUAUGUCAUAUUCUUAUCCAUCUCUCAAAUGCUAAAAUGAAUGAGAAAUUUAUGUAACAUUUCCCUAAAUGUUAUGAAUCUGUUCUUUUUUUUAUUCUGUCUUACCGCCUCAAGGUUUGAGGGCAACUAGGGUGGGAUCAGGGUGUGGGUACAACUCUGCCACUUUUUCCCAAUAUAAAAUCAGGUAAGUCACCUGCUGGUGGACACGGGGAAGAUGAUUUAUGUCAGGUUGAGGUCACCAGUGCCUCACCUUUUGUGAUGACUUCACCAUUCUAUUUUUAUGACUGUAUUCCUCAUUAAGUACCUGAAUGAUAUUUCCUACUUAUUUUCCUUCAAAUUGUUACUAGAGAUACUUGAACACCUUAAACCUGGUGUGACAGUUAAUUAAAGUAGGAUGUUAGGUUGAGGUCGCUGCCUCACAGUGCCUCGGUCAGGAUGGGUAGGUGUGAGUGUUGCUGUUCAUGAGUUAAAAUAUUUUAUCAUUAGUUAAAUAACAUAUUUCCCACUAGUGUUUCUUCAUAUUACCUUCUCAAUAUAGUUAACAUACCAUACUUGCCUGCCUUAAAACUGCUAUAAAAGUUUCUUAGCAAUACUAAAAUAUUCAUACCAUGUUUAUUGGCAUAUAGAUAUCUAUGUGUAAUAAGUUUACUUUUGAGAGAAUAUUAUAAUAUUUAUGUCAACAGUAUACUUAUUAUUUAUUUACCUUGUUUAUAGUGCCUGUUACAAAUAUCAAAAGUUUUGUAACAACUCUAGCAAACAUGGUAUAUCUACCUAUGUCCUGGCCUUACCCUAGUUGCCAUUUAAGAAUGAUGUUUUUAUAGUUGUAUUUUCAAGAGAAAACAAGUGUCUUUAUUUUUCCUUUGAGCAUCAGAAAUCUGUAGCCUGAGUUUUAUUGUUUGAUUGCAAGUCUUGUAUGAAUGGCCUUAUGGACACGUCAUCCACCAUUCUUGUGUGUGUGUGCAUGCUUGCGUGCAUGGUAAGCUCCUUGGCCCAAAUAAUUGAUGUUAGAAAAUGUGACAUCACACCCAGGUUCAUAUAAUAAUUGUUUUGAUUUUAUCCUCAAAGAGCAUCACCACUGUCAGUUACAAAAUCACUGUGAAGAUGUAUAAAGUUACAAUCUGUUUGAGGUUGUGUGUAAAUAUCUUUUUUUUUUUUUUUUUUUUUUUUUAAUAUUUAUUAAAUAGAUUUGAAAGUAGUGAUAA